Panicum virgatum (switchgrass) is the source of this 2236-nucleotide messenger RNA. RefSeq lists its product as uncharacterized. The record is from RefSeq and is a predicted model, not a curated record. Lineage: Eukaryota; Viridiplantae; Streptophyta; Magnoliopsida; Poales; Poaceae. The transcript has a single exon. Bases 43 to 2013 code for a protein of 656 amino acids.
CAGGCUCCGGGCCGGGACACACACAGAGGGAUCGAGUCGGCGAUGAGUGGCAUCUGGAGCGCUGUGCGGUGGUGGGACGAAUGGCAGAUGCGCGUCCUCGUCGCCGCCAGCCUCCUGAUACAGUGGUUCCUCCUGCUGGCGGCGCCGAUGCGCAAGUACACCAUCGGGACCUGGCUCCGGUGGCUCAUCUGGCUGGCGUACAUCAGCUGCGACGCCCUGGCCAUCUACGCGCUGGCCACCCUCUUCAACCGCCAGACCAAGGCCAGCAAUCCCUGCUACACCGGCGCCAGGGCGAGCUACCUCGAGGUGCUCUGGGCGCCGGUGCUCCUCAUCCACCUCGGCGGCCGGGAGGAGAUCACCGCCUACCACAUCGAGGACAACGAGAUGUGGACGCGCCACACGGUGACGCUCGUGUCCCAGGUCACCGUCGCCCUCUACGCCUUCUACAAGACGUGGCCCGACUCUGGCGACCGCCGCCUGCUCUGGUCCGCGGUCGUGCUCUUCUUCAUCGGGAUCCUCAGCUUCUGCGAGAAGCCGUGGGCGCUCCGGCGGGCCAGCAUCAACCGCCUCGUCUCCGUCUACUCCUCGCUCGCCGCUGGGGAGCGGCAGAAGCCCACGUCGGCGUGGGAGUACCUCUUCACCGAGCUCGAGAUCGGCGGCGGAUCCAUUGUCAGGAUGAAGAAGAAGCCGCGGAGCACGAUCCUGUCAGACGGCGACAAGGUCCAGAUGAUCCUCUCCGACAUGUCACUGGGCGCCGCCGCCGCCGCCGCCGCGCAGAAGAACCCGGGCUUGUCGAAGGACGACGUCCUGGGCACGCUCUAUGCCGGCGCCGAGAAGAACAUGAAGAGCUGGCUGCGCCGGGCGUUCGGGCUCAUCUACACCAGGGCCAACGUGGUGUCCACGCCGGCAUACUUGGCCUGCCAUGUCCUGCUGGUGCCGACACUGCACGCCACCGCCAUCGCCCUCUUCGCGAUGAGCCACAAGCACGCAUACGAGCAGUUCAAUGCCGCCGACGUCAAGAUGACCUACGUCAUCCUAAGCUUCACCGCGGUGCUCGACGUCUUCGGGGUGCCCAUCAGCGAGCUCCUGUACUGGGUCCUGUCCAAGACCAAGAUCCCUGCGCUGUGCGAGAUGCUCCCGGGCGACAAUCUCAUCGAUGCGGUCCAGAAGGUGAAGAACCCCAGAACCGGACGGUUGAUCAAGUGGGCUAGGAGCCUCGGAUACAAGGGACGCUUCUUCCACCGCGACAACCGCAGCAACAAUCUCUACGGCAAGGUCGCCGGGUUUGUGGUAGCGGAGCUCUUGGGGGACAAGAAGAAGAAUUGGGCUCUGAAGAAGCUCGAGGUGUUGUUCAAGGAGAACGAUAAGGGCAUCACCAACACCAACACAGCGAUCUGGAAGAGCCUGCGCCAGCUGCCAUUCGACGAGAGCAUCCUCCGGUGGCACAUCGCCACUGACCUUUGCUGCCGCCUCAGCCCUCCGCCCAAGGGGCUGGAUUCCUACACGUACACCCACAGCAAAUGCGCGGCGGGGAUGUCCAACUACAUGGCGCACCUGCUCAACUGCCGGCCGGACAUGCUGAUGACCGGCAGCCGGCAGCACCUCUUCAACGAGGCCCUCCGGAGCAUGGACUCCAUGGGCAGAGUGGUAUGGCGGAGCAUCGACGACGCCAAGGACGCCUGCAGCAAGCACGCCCUCAUCCAGGAGGCUUGGAACCACGCCAAGGAGCUGGUGGAGCUUGGCGAUGACAAGACCCGGUGGGAGAUCAUGUACAGGGUGUGGGUUGGGCUCCUCUGCUACUCGGCCAGCAUGUGCAGGGGCUACCAGCACGCCAAGAGCCUCGGCGAAGGCGGCGAGUUCCUCUCCUUCGUGUGGCUCGUCAUCGCGCUCAAGGGGGCCAAGACAUUGGCCGACAAGCUUCAGAUGCCGGACGAUGACGAUGACGAUGAAGGAGCCACCCAAGAAACCACCGGGGAGACCAAGGAAGAAGAAAGAAUCGACUUGCUUGAUUGAUACUCGGGUGUUCUACGUAAGACGCCCUUGCAUUGUUUACGUGUGCUUACUUUUGAGUUAGUUGCAGGCUUCCCAUUGGCUGGGAGGGGCUUGUUGCAAUUCGUCAUUUGUAUCUGCGCAUUAGAAUUGAGUCAUUGACUAGCAAAAAUGCGUGUGCGUUGCUAUGGGCAGAGGUUCAUAUAUUGCACUGUAAUAUUAUUAUAUUAAACAUGAUUUUAUAAAA